Messenger RNA from Ascochyta rabiei, 1731 nucleotides. RefSeq lists its product as uncharacterized. Gene Ontology annotation, biological process: regulation of gene expression. The coding region runs from base 1 to 1731 and encodes 576 amino acids. The record is from RefSeq and is a predicted model, not a curated record. NCBI's taxonomy places the organism in Eukaryota, Fungi, Ascomycota, Dothideomycetes, Pleosporales, Didymellaceae. The transcript is spliced from 4 exons. Gene Ontology annotation, cellular component: nucleus; cytoplasm. Gene Ontology annotation, molecular function: mRNA binding.
AUGGCUGCACCUCCGGAUUUGAAUGCCAUCCUGGCAGCUCUUGCUGCCGGACGAGGCCCCUCUACCACUCCGUCUCAGGCACCGCAGCAGCAUCCGCCGCCUCCAGGCCUCCCUGCGGGCUUCCCCGGCGCAAUGCCUACUGCGACGCCGCCUCCGAUUCCCGGAUACAACUUUCCCCAGCCCACCACAUCCGGCAGCCUCGACCUCAGCGCGAUCAAGCCUGUCAACUCUGGCUCGGUCAGCAUCCAGGACGCGCUCGCGAAAGCGCGUGGCUUUGCGGCCCAGAAGGGCCUUGCCUUUGAUGCGCGUCCAGGUAUGGACAACCAGUGGCCUGGUAUGGGCGGACCACCGCAGACUUACGCAAUGCCAGCUCACCAAGAAGACCCGCGCCUAAGCGGACGGCCCUACCGACGUUCGCGUUCGCGCUCAAGGUCGCCGCAGCGCCGAGAAAACCCCCGUGAUGGCUACAACCCUUACCGAGACGAGCGUCGUGAUGAGCGUCGUGGCGUAUCCGGUGGUUAUGGCCGCGAUCGCUCGCGUUCCCCCCCUAGGCACAACACUUUUUCUCCGUCCCGCCAGCAGUAUGGCGGACAUGAUCGUUCCACUCCCCCAAAUGACAACUCUGAGGUGAUUCUCAUUGAUUCUUCGCUUGUUGGUCUCGUCAUUGGACGUCAAGGUGAGAGUCUCCGUCGCAUUGAACAAGAAUCAGGCACUAGGAUUCAAUUCAUCAACGGCCCUGAGGCCGGGCCGCAGCGCCAGUGUCGCAUCACAGGGCCCCCAGGUGCCCGUAUUAGUGCUAAGCGCGAGAUCAACCGUAUCAUUGAGGAGAACGGUGGCAACCCUGCUCGUGAGACCGGUCGUAAUGCUCGCGCCCCCCAGAAGGCGACGAGUCAACAACCUGCUCUGCGCGAAGGUGAACAGUCAUCUCAGAUCAUGGUUCCUGACCGUACAGUUGGUCUCAUCAUUGGCCGUGGCGGCGAGACCAUUCGUGACCUGCAGGAGCGCAGUGGCUGCCAUGUCAAUAUUGUUGGUGAGAACAAGAGCGUGAACGGCCUUCGCCCUGUGAACCUCAUUGGAAGCCCCGCUGCUGCCGCACAUGCUAAGGAGCUGAUCAUGGAGAUUGUCGACAGUGACACCAAGCAGAUGGAUGGUCCUAACCAGCAGCAACCACAGCAUCACCAGCAGCCGAACCAAAAGCGCGAGUUCGACCCGUAUGGUGGUGGCGGUGUUGGUGCAGGUGGUGGCGGCGGUAAUAAAAUCAACGACAGCAUCAUGGUCCCAUCAGACGCUGUUGGCAUGAUCAUUGGCAAAGGAGGUGAGACCAUCAAGCAGAUGCAGUCCGAAACCGGGUGCAAGAUCAACGUCUCGCAAGCUUCGGGUGCCGACAUCGAACGUGAGAUUGGUCUUGUUGGUUCUCGUCAAGCCAUCGACGAUGCCAAGCAAGCCAUCUGGGACAAGGUUGAUCAAGUAAAGGAGAAGAACAACAGCAGGCGACGUGACAACGGAGGUCAAGAUAAUAACUACUCACAGCCACAGCAGCCACAGCAGUCUUACGGCCAAGGCGCUCCUCAAGGACAGCCUCCUGCGCCAGCAGCAGGUGCCCCAGCCGGCGGUGCAGCUGACCCAUACGCUAUUUAUGGCGGUUACCAGAACUACUUGGCGAUGUGGUAUGCGUCUUUUGCUCAACAACAGCAGCAAGGAGGUGCACCACCGGGUCCCCCUGGUGCUUAG